Bufo bufo (common toad) is the source of this 2097-nucleotide messenger RNA. Its product is annotated as probable E3 ubiquitin-protein ligase MID2. Bases 207 to 1805 code for a protein of 532 amino acids. NCBI's taxonomy places the organism in Eukaryota, Metazoa, Chordata, Amphibia, Anura, Bufonidae. The transcript has a single exon. The record is from RefSeq and is a predicted model, not a curated record. Gene Ontology annotation, molecular function: zinc ion binding; protein binding.
GAAGUGUGAAUCUUUACUACAAGUAACAAGUCGUGACCACAAUGUAGACCGUAAACGUACAGCACAUAGAAUAUAUCAUUAUGACAAGUGUCCAUUAACAGGUUAAUAGUGACUGAUCUUGUGCUGUUCAGCCCUAUCCUGUGUACACAAGUAUAAACCCGCCCUGUGGAGAACUGCAGUUUCGUUUCUCUCUUCCUCUGUCAGCCAUGGCGUCUGCUGAUCUGAGAGCUGAGCUGGACUGCUCCAUCUGUCUGCAGACCUAUACAGAUCCUGUAAUGCUGAGAUGUGGACACAACUUCUGCCGGGUCUGUAUUGAUUGUGUACUGGAUACACAGGACGAGUCUGGAGUCUAUACCUGUCCUGGAUGCAGAGAAGAGUUUCAGGAGCGGCCUGCACUGAUGAGGAACUUAGCUCUGCGUAACAUUAUGGAGAAUUUAUUGGUUACUAAACAUAAAGAGACGGAAACCGGGAUCUGCUGCACUUACUGUGUGGACUCUCCUGUACCUGCUGUUAAAUCCUGUCUGAUGUGUGAGGCUUCUCUGUGUGAGAAACACCUGAGAGUUCACAGCAAGUCAUCAGAACACGUCUUAUCUGACCCCAGCACUUCCCUGGAGAAGAGGAAAUGUUCUGUCCAUAAGAAGAUCCUGGAGUAUUACUGCACCGAGGACUCUGCUUGUAUCUGUGUGUCCUGCAGUUUGGUUGGAGAACAUCAGGGACAUCGGGUGGAGAUGCUGGAUGAGGCCUCUGAGAAGAAGAAAGGGAAACUGAGAAAUAUUUUCCAGAAACUGACCAUAAAGCGACAGAAGACUGAGAAAAGAGUCCAGAACCUGGAGGAACGCUGGAGAAAAGCUCAGGAAAAAGCAUCUGGAGAAGCAGAGAGAGUCACUGCCCUGUUUACAGACAUCAGGAGACAACUGGACAACCUGGAGAAGAGGGUCCUGAGCGAGAUCUCCAGGCAGGAAAAGGAAGAGUCACUCUCAUUCUCUUCUCUGAUCCAGAAGCUGGAAAUAAAGAAGGACGAGCUGUCCAGGAGGAUGAGACACAUUGAGGACAUAUGUAACAUGACUGAUCCACUGACUGUCUUACAGGAACCAGAUACAGGUGACUUGUGUGAUCCUGAGGAGGGAGGAGGUGAUAAGGACAGAAAUAGAUGUCUCCAUGAUGUAGAUGAUCUGGAUGUGGCUGUGAUCUCGGACACAUUUCAUACAUUAUGUGACAUAAUAACAGAUAUAAGGAGGGGGAUCUAUAUGGAGGGUCCUGGAGACAUAUUACUGGAUGUAAACACAGCUGCUAAUAAUGUCCUUAUAUCAGACGACCUGAAAACUGCAACCUGUACAAUAUAUAAUCAGAAUCGUCCAGGAAGAGCAGAGAGAUUCCUGAAUAAUCAGGUGAUGAGCAGCAGGGGAUUUACCUCAGGGCGACAUUACUGGGAUGUGAAGAGCAGAGGAUCAGUGGGUUGGAGGGUGGGGAUGUGUUAUCCCAGUAUAAACAGGAGGGGAGAUCAGUCAUACAUUGGGGAUAAUAACAAGUCCUGGGGUUUGAGGAGGUGUAGUAAUCAGUAUACAGUGAUACAUAACAAGAAAGAGAUCCAGUUACCUGACAAGAUCUCCAUUGAUAGAGUCAGGAUAUGUCUGGACUAUGAGGCCGGGCAGCUGUCCUUUUAUGAGCUGUGUGACCCCAUCAGACACUUACACACCUUCACUGCCGCCUUCACCGAGCCCCUUCAUGCUGCAUUGUGUGUAUCUGUAUGGAGAGGUUCUAUAAAGAUAUCAGGGGGAAGCAGAAACUGGGAGAAACCAUCAUAACCUAUGAAAUCUGCCCAGAGACUGGUGACAGAAACUGUUAUCUGAUUGGUGGAUCAUCUAGCCAAUGGGAUGAAUGAGACGGUGGGGCUACAGGUGAUGGGUCCUAUAUUACAGCUGAUCCUAUGACUAGAUCACAUGGGUGGAUGAUCCACUGUACAGGUAGCUGAUAAUUACUCUCUGGGUGCAGCGAUAUACUGGAGACGGUAUACUCAGGGAAAGAACAUGUAAUCCGAGGGCAAGUGCAUAGUGUUAGGGCUCAUGCAGACGACAGUUGUUUUUUGCGUCCGCAAAU